Molecule: messenger RNA, 840 nt
Organism: Boleophthalmus pectinirostris (great blue-spotted mudskipper)
Lineage: Eukaryota; Metazoa; Chordata; Actinopteri; Gobiiformes; Gobiidae
Gene: aqp12
Product: aquaporin 12
Exons: 3
Coding region: 1-840 (279 amino acids)
Biological process (GO): transmembrane transport
Cellular component (GO): membrane; cytoplasm
Molecular function (GO): channel activity
Source: RefSeq, a predicted model, not a curated record
AUGUCUGGAUUAAACGCAUCUCUUGGAUACUUUGUGGUAGUUGUGAUAUCUGCUAUUCUGAUUCGGAUCCUCACAAAGAAAUGGCCUCGUUUUAGUUUUAUGUUGGAGUUUGCGUCUUCAUUCAUGCUGGUGGGGUGUUUGCUGGAGGUGCAGACUAUAGUAGAAGUGGGUGAAUGGGCAGGUGGUCUUGGUAAAGAUGUGACUGUGACCAUGUUGUUUGUGCUGCUUUUGAGCCAUGGGAUCAUCUGUGGGGCAGCCUCAGGAAACCCCUCUGUGUCUCUACAGAAGUACCUGCAGAUGGAUACCUCUACACUGACCACUCUGCUUGCUCUUGUUGUUCAGUUUCUUGGCUCUCACCUGGCCAUUUUAGUGGCUAUUUCCUACUGGGGACUGGAGCUGUCAGACAUGCAUAUGAUCAAGAAUCUAAUGGCCAGUGAAUGCAGCACAUCUCUGAAGGUGUCUCUGGUGCAGGGUUUCUUCACAGAGUUUGUUUGUGCUUUGGUUUUACACUUCAUCCUCCUCAGUCUUCGGCGGCGGUCUGCUCUGAUCCGUAUACCUCUGAUUGCUGUGCUGCUCACUUUCCUGUCACAUUCGGCCAGAAACUACACGUCAGGGUUUGUCAACCCCUCCUUGGCCUAUGGACUUACAUUCCACUGUCCAGGUUUCAGCUAUUUACAAUAUGCCCUGGUCUACUGGAUCAGCUCUGUCACAGGUAUGAUGCUGGCCCUGUUCCUAUUUAUGGGCCAUAUACCAAAACUAUUUUCCAAGAACCUCCUCUAUUCUCAGAAGAAAGGAUUCAGAGCCCCAAAGGCAGACAAAGGAGAAAAAAAGAAAAAAUAA